AUGGGAAUCAAAGGCCUCACUUCGCUAUUGAAUGAUGAGGCGCCCGGUGCGAUUAAGCAGCUUGAUAUUAAGACACUUUUUGGGCGAAAAGUAGCGAUUGAUGCGUCCACAAGCCUGUACCAAUUUCUCAUUGCCGUUCGCCAAGCCGACGGCCAGCAGAUGAUGAGCGAAUCUGGCGAGGUGACGAGCCAUUUGCUCGGUUUUUUUUACAGGACAUUGCGCAUGGUAGACUACGGGAUCAAGCCCAUGUACGUAUUUGAUGGGAAACCGCCCGACUUGAAGAAGGACGUGCUGGUGAAGCGGUUUGGCAAGCGCGAAGAAGCGCGCGAGCAGGAGGAAGAGGUAAAAGAUAUCGCAGAUACGCAGGUGCUCGACCAGCUCGCACGGCGCCAAGUGCGUCCGACACGAGAACACAAUGCAGAAGUGCAGAAGCUACUUACUUUAAUGGGCAUUCCAUGGGUCAUUGCUCCGUCGGAGGCCGAGGCACAGUGUGCCGAGCUUGCACGCAGCGGAAAGGUGUAUGCUGCAGGAUCUGAAGAUAUGGACACGCUCACGUUCGGCGCGCCGAUCCUGCUGCGAAAUCUUACAGCCAGCGAGCAAAAAAAGCUACCCGUAACAGAGAUCACGCUUGCCAAGGCCCUGGAGGAAAUGGGCAUGCCGAUGGACAAGUUUGUCGAUUUGUGUCUCUUGCUGGGCUGCGACUACUUGGACCCGAUCCGCGGCGUAGGGCCAAAGAAAGCACUGAAGCUUGUGGAAGAGUUUGGCAGCUUGGACAAGAUCCUUGCACACCUCGAGCAGGUCGAAAAAGAAAAGGAGCUGAAAAAGAAAGCCACCGAGCCCAGGCAGGAACAGCGCGGCUCUGGAGACGAGAGCGACGCAGAAACCGCACCAAAGAAACGUGCAGGCGGUAUUCAAGUACCUGAACUAUGGCCCUACGAAGAGGCGCGCCAACUCUUCCACCGCCCCGACGUGCUGGAGGGUGCAAAGAUUGAGGUGCGUACACUGACCAUCUCACACUAG
Molecule: messenger RNA, 1020 nt
Organism: Malassezia vespertilionis
Lineage: Eukaryota; Fungi; Basidiomycota; Malasseziomycetes; Malasseziales; Malasseziaceae
Gene: FEN1
Product: Elongation of fatty acids protein 2
Exons: 2
Coding region: 1-1020 (339 amino acids)
Cellular component (GO): cytoplasm; nucleus
Molecular function (GO): 5'-flap endonuclease activity; DNA binding; 5'-3' exonuclease activity
Source: RefSeq, a predicted model, not a curated record